AUGCUUCAGGAGACUGAUUCCCCAAGUGAUGGGUUUUGCUCCUUCGUUCAGCAAGCAAAAUCUGCUAUAUGGAGGUUCUUCUUCAAUGUGACCGAGUGUCACAACUUGCCACAUGCGGCUGUAGAAAAGCUUUUUUCAGAACUGCACUUCGUUUUUGAGAUUGUGUUAAAGGCCUAUGCAAAUGAGAUUGUGCACUCCAUGAAAAUGCCAGAAGUACCAUCAGUGGUAAAUGAUCUAUUGACAUGUGAAUUUUUGCAUGACAUAUUCAAGGAUCUUAGUGACAAACGCAAGCGUGAGAGAUAUGCAAAGGAGAACUUUCCUUUUGUUGCGCCUGAGCAACAUAUAGUUGGCAAAAGUGCAAAGUAUCAUUAUGUACCUGUGCCAAAGCUUCUCCGUGCACUUUGCAAUGUUCCCGACAUUGCCUCUCAUUUCACAACUCCUAAGAUUGAACCGGGCGUGCCUGCUUUAUACAGAGACUACACUGAUGGUCUUCUAUAUAGAGAGCACCUACAAUCUCUCAUAUCAGAGAGCAGCACACAUACAAUUAUACUUUUGUUUUAUUCAGAUGAAAUUGAAGUUGUCAAUCCCUUGGGUGCUAAACGAGGUGUGCAUAAACUUCUUGCCGUGUACUGCUGCUUGCUGAACAUCCAUGUGAAGUACAGGUCUCAGCUUCACAACAUCUACUUGGUUUUGCUUGUUCGUGAUGCUUAUGUCAAGAAAUAUGGCUUGACUGCUGUACUGCAGCCACUCAUUGAUGACCUAAAGGAAAUGUAUGAUCAAGGGUUCAUGUUCAAUGUGGGGGGAGCCAUGAAACAGGGCCAAGUGCUUGUAUUCAGCUUCUGUGGCGACAAUCUCUCAAUGAAUCGUCUUGGGGGCUUUUCAUGUUGCUUCACUAGCGGCCGAAUUUGUCGAUUCUGCAUGGUCUCGGCAAAACAGUUAGCAGACUUGACAAGUGAAGCAAUGUGCCAGGUACGCACUGCCAGUCGACACCAGUCGCAUCUUCAAGCAAUUUCUGUUAACAGCCUUGUUAACAGACGUAUUUAUGGAGUAAAUGAGGUAUCAGCCCUGCUUCAACUCCCGUAUUUUGAUGUAACUCGCCAGCUACCACCAGACAUCAUGCACGACAUUUUGGAAGGUGGAGCAGAAUGUGUGCUGCGCCAGGUACUUCAAUCACUUUUGUCUAACGGCUUAGUCUCUAAGCAAGACCUUGAGGAAAUAUCCUCAUUCCAGUAUGGUCCUAGCGAUUCGAAAAACAAACCAGUGCAGAUAAACAUCUCCUUUAUCACCUGCAAUGCCACACUGAAGGGCACAGCAUCGAGCAAGUGGUGCUUGCUAAGAUUUCUUCCUUUAAUUCUAGGUGGCAAAAUUCCUGAGAACAAUGAUGACUGGGAAAUACUUCUAAAGUAUCGUGAAGUGAUGGACAUAGUAUUUGCUCCACAUAUUCCUUCCAGUCAGCUCGCAUACUUGGAUGUGCUUGUACAGACAUUUAUAACAGAGUUUUCUAGAAAAUAUGGCACGGCUGCACUCAUUCCGAAACUUCAUUUCUUGGUCCAUUACUCAAGGUUUAUUCGUGAAGUAGGGCCACUGAAGAACUUUUGGUCAAUGAGGUUCGAGGCCAAACAUCAAUAUUUCAAAAAAAUUGCAAUGGCAGUAAAGAACUUCAAGAAUUUGACCUACACCCUUGCAAUGCGCCAUCAGCUAAAGCUUAGCUACCAGUUGCACAGCUUCCAGCUUUAUGAAGGCCUCAUAACAGGACAAAGCAAGCCAGUAGUUUGGAGCACACUACCACAAUGUGCAAAAGAUGUCCUGCCAGAAACAGUUUUUCAAGUGAAACGUGCAACAAUUGACCAUUGCAGCUACAGUUGUGGAGCCGUACUCGUUGAGAAAAGUGGUGAUGCCCCUAAGUUCCACGAAAUUGAAGCUCUCUUUGUUGCAAAAGGAAGUCUUCAUAUUUUAGCGAGAGAUUUAAUAAUAGAGGGCUUUGAUCGACACAGGUUUUGCUACUGUGUCAAAAGGUCUAAUGAGCUUACGAUGCACACUCCUGCAGAUAAGUUUCAGUACCAUCUCCUCGACAUUUAUGGUGAUUGCAACAUCGUUCCUAAAUGGGAGACCUGGUGAGCCAAUUGUAAUGAUACCACAGCAUUUAUUCACCUUUGAACUAGCUCGUACAUUAGUUUGUAUUUUGUCACAAUUUUUUCUUAUCCAUAUGUACCUGAACUACACUUUUUUGAAAUGCCUAAUGAACAUACAUCAUUUAAAUGUAUAUAAUGGUGUGUGACUGCAUUGUUCUGUACUGUUUUGUGAUACUGAUGGCAUUGUAUCCUUGUAUAUGCCAAUAUAAUAAGUGUGGAAGCUGCAGUAUUGUGUAGUGUACUUUUAGUUAUGUUGCAUUGUUUCACUUUGUUAUUGUGUAGUGAAAUUUGUAUUAUAUGUGCUUACGUAUGUCUAACGCGCUCACCUGUGUUUGUACUUUAGUCUUUUACUGUACCUUCUCAAUAUUGACUAAUCCUGAAGCGCAGUGAUACCAAAGCUUGUGUUUUGUUAAUUGGUGCUUUAACCUUGGAACGGUGCAGCCUAUUGCUGU
Molecule: messenger RNA, 2584 nt
Organism: Dermacentor albipictus
Lineage: Eukaryota; Metazoa; Arthropoda; Arachnida; Ixodida; Ixodidae
Source: RefSeq, a predicted model, not a curated record